CGACGUAUUUUCCUAAAAAGUUGACAUUCUCGAAAAUUAACAAUUUUGUUGUUAGUAUGUCAGGCCAUGGAAUACAGAAACGUUGUUUAUAACGCAGCUAGAGACGGCAAACUAAGUCGUCUUAAGAUAUUCCUUGAUCAUAAGUCGAAAGAUGUUGUAAAACAACUUGUUCAAGCCAAAACAAAUGGGGCCACCCCACUGAUAAUGGCUGCCAGAAAUGGCCAUUUUGAUGUUGCUAAGUAUUUGAUUGACCAUUGUGGUGCAGAUCAAGAACAGCCGGGUUCUGUAACAUUUGAUGGUGAGACUAUUGAAGGGGCGCCGCCAUUAUGGUGUGCUGCGGCGGCUGGUUAUCUGAACAUUGUUCAGUUCCUGGUGAAAAAGACGGCUUCAGUAAAUAAGACAACGCUUACAAAUUCAACACCUCUGAGAGCUGCAUCAUUUGAUGGUCAUCUAGAUAUUGUGAAGUUCCUUGUGCAGCAUGGAGCAAAUAUUGAAAUCGCUAAUAGGCACGGCCACACUUGCCUCAUGAUUGCUUGUUACAAAGGUCACUAUGACAUCGCGAAAUAUCUUCUUGAAAAGGGGGCUGAUGUGAACAGAAAGAGUGUAAAAGGAAACACUGCUCUUCAUGACUGUGCAGAGUCUGGCAGCCUGGCAAUUAUGAAGCUUUUACUUGGAUAUAAUGCAAGCAUUGAGAAGGAUGCUUAUGGCAUAACACCUCUUCUCGCAGCUGCUGUUGCUGGAUUUGGUGAAAUUGUUGAAUAUCUGAUAGGCAGGAAAGAAUGCAGUAAAGAACAUAGAAUAGAUGCUCUAGAGCUACUUGGAUCUACUUAUGUGGAUAAGAAAAGAGAUAUGCUGGGUGCUCUAACCUUCUGGCGCCGUUCUAUGAGAGAAAGGUAUUCUGACAGACAAAACUUGAUUUUAAAACCUACCAGAGCUACAAGCAGUGAAGCUUAUGAAAAUGCAGAAGAAGUUACCUGUAUUAACCAACUUGAAGAGCUAGUAGCAGAUCCAGAUGCUAUGCGCAUGCAGGCUCUUCUUGUUCGAGAAAGGAUACUCGGCCCAGCCCACCCAGACACUUCCUAUUAUAUUCGAUACAGAGGAGCACUCUAUGCAGACAUGGGCAACUUUGACCGAUGCAUUCAGCUGUGGACAUAUGCCCUUGAUCUACAGCAAACUGUGUUAGAACCAUUAAGUCCAAUGACCCAGAGUAGUUUCUUGUCUUUUGCCGAAUUGUUUUCAUUUAUGACUACUGAAGGAAGGAAUAGACCUCCUCAACCUGUGUCAUUCAAAGAUAUUAUGGAUGUCUUUUUACGAGCAAUUGAUGAGCUCGAGAAAGGUAGAAAACAUUUGGCACAGCUUGAGUCAACAGACAAAUGCACAACACAUGUGAACAGACUUCUUGUGAUAAUCAUGCACAUUAUGUGUCUGAUCUGCCGAUUAAAAACCACCCUUAGUAAGGAUGAAGAGAAACUGUUUAAGAGAAAUGCAUAUAGAUUGAUCAACCUUAGACCUAUAGGAGCAAAAGGAUACUCACCGCUACAUUUAGCAUGCAGUCGAGAUACAACCAGCGUCGGCCAAUACCCAGUAUGUCAGUUCCCUUCAUUACCAGUUGUUACUCUGCUUCUUGAUGUUGGGGCUAACACAAAUGCAUUUGACUUGGACAAAAACACUCCGCUCCACAUAGCUGCCAGCAACAAGCCUUUUAAACCAGAGGUGUUUACAAUACUUUUGAAACACGGUGCACAUCUUGAUACAUGCAACGCGGAAAGGAAAAUUGCAUCACAACUUAUCCGAGGAAUGCCGGUACACAGUAUUGUGUCACCGCUACAGUUUACUUCUCUGCAGUGUCUUGCUGCAAGAAAAAUUGUGAAGUGUGCCAUCCCCUACAAAGGUUCUAUUCCCAGGAGGCUUGAAAAUUUCGUUGAAAUGCACUGACGGAACUGAUUGAUUUUACGAAUCCUUAAUCCAUUAAAUCAUUGUUUCAAUUUUCAACGCUUGAGUUAAGAAUUUUGCAAUGAAUUAUUAUAUAGAGUCGUCUACUGGUAGGUCUAUCAUCGUAUCUUGGUCAAUUUGCAAGUUAGUUGUCCUUUAUACAGGUGAUGCCCUUAUUUCAAUAACUGCUUCAAGUAGCACUGUUGGACACUUAGUUUUUGUUGGCACAUAUGUAUAAAUCAGUGAUCAUCUUGCUUCUAAAACCCCAAUGCCAUUGUUUAUUAUAUUGAGUAAGUGAACCGCUGCGCUAUAUGUACAUGUAAUACUGGUAUUAUUUUGGUUACUUUUGAGUUAAAAAUUGUUACCAAUAUCUAGAGAAUAUUCAUAAAACAUCAGAAAUAAUUGUCUAACUGAAGUCAUAUACCGAAUUUAAGUAUUUCAUUGGACAUAUGAUAUUAUUACUUAAUGACUUCUGAAAUACUUUAUUUGCAAGAGUUAUGACUUUAUUUAACAUAAAUGAAUUCACUUUUAUGGUAUUUUUUCAUACACUUGAAUUUAUUUUUGAUUUAAUGAAAGAUCGGAAAUGUCUGAAAGCUUUUUAUGUAUACCAGCACCAUCAUGUGUAUAUUAGCUAAAACUUUGAAUGUCCUCUGUCAUAAAUUGUAUCUCUUGGAACCAUUUGUCGACUAAUUUAUUAAAGCAUUGUCCAUGUAAAUCUUUAAGGCAAUUAUCAUCUGUAACUUUGUGAUUUUAUUUUAUUUUCAAAUUUCUUUAUUGAUAUUCAUGCAUUUGUGUAUCAUGUACUAUUUUUAUGACAUUUACUUUGGUUUAUAACAAUGUGAGGUUCAUUUAAGGAAUGAAUUGCGGGCUUGAUGUCAUUAUUGGGGUAUGAACGCAAUUGGGCUGGUCAAAGUGUGUGGAGUCCGAAGAAGGACUCCACGCAUACUUUGACCAGCCCAAUUGCGUUCAUAUCCCCAAAAAUGACAUCAACCCCCAAUUCAUUACUUAUAUUUACACCAAUAGUUCAUUAUUUCAUUCAAUAAUUGUUAAAAAAAUACUUCAUUUCAUUUAAGAAAACCUUUCAGUCACUCUUUCCUACCCAUUCUGUAAAAAGAAUGACCCGACUGUAACAGGAAGCUUUUUUUUCAAAUGACGUCACAAUCGUGGGAAAAGAUCAGCCACUUGAAAUCACUCUUAAACGUAAAAUUCAAACACUUAUGGCAACAAUUCAUUUAAAAUUUAAAAAAUAAUACUUUCUAAAAUGUUGAUUUACAUUUUACAGGACCUGCUGACACAAAACAAACAAUAACAAUAUCAAUAUUUUUCAUGUAUAUUGUUAUGCAAUGAAUUGCCAUCCGAACAUAUCCAGAGAUGUUGCGUUCAUCGAUUGAUAAACACAAUUGCCGAAAGGCAGUUCAUUAAAGGAAUGGAAGUUGAGGUGUAAAUAUAACAGAAUGAUAUUGUUUAUGUACAUUUGUGUAUUAUGAUUUUGGAAUUUCCAUUUACUGGUAGAAUCUAUUCAUUUUUUAUGAACCUUAUUUUAUUCCACAACCAAAAAUGGAUUAAUGUCUACAGUUUUUUAAGUUAGAGAAUCUUUUAAAUGUGAAAACUAGCUUGAGUCUUCAGCUGUGAUUUAUAAAUAUGUGUAAUAGGAUGCCUAGUUCAAUGUCAUAAACAUGAUCAUCAUUUCAGUUGAUUGAUGUGGGUUUUUUUUAUCCUGUUUAGAAUGUGCCUCUCCUUACAAGUUAUGAAUUUAAAUCAAUGAGAGCCAGCCUUUUAAAUUGUUUGUUUAAUUUUCACCAAGCAUUUAAAGGUUUUCAGUGUUCUCAUUAACAGUUCUAAAGGACAAAUUUGAAGUAGUUGCGUGGAAUUCCACUUAGGGAAAUCAUUUUAGGGGAAGUCAAGGCCUUCUUUUCACCAAAAUUUGUACAAUCAUGAAUUUCAGUUAAAUAUCAAAUGCAUGACACAAAUUUAAUUCAGUGUAUUUUUGCAAAAUCAAACUACGCCUACGGUAACUGCAAAUUGAGCAAUAACAUCUGACAUUGAUAUUAUAUAAUUAUGAUUAGUUAUCAGAAAUAUUGAUUCAAAAAUGUGAUCGUACAAUACAUGAGUUCUAAUUGAUAGCACUGACUGUAUGUGCUUUUAAGUGAUUAAGGAUCCACUACAGUUUUAGAUUUCCAAAAUGUAUGAGAUUAAUACAUUUAAAGCACACCAACUGUUCAUUUGUGUUUCAGUGUCUAUGUCAGAGGAUUUUUUGUUGAAUUUGAAAUUCUAUUGUAAUGUAUGCUCAGUAAAUUUAACGUUGAUGAAAAGUAAUGUUGUAUUGUUUGAAUGCCUUUGUCAAUACCAUCCAUGAAUAGACACCAAUGUUUAAACACUCAGAUCACAAUGUAAAGAAUUUUGACAUUAUGCAAAUAGAAAGAUAUGGCAUAUUAUAUAAAAUGAACUUUUUUGGGGGGGCUAAGUUACAUUCUAUUGUCAUGAACUAAUGGUAGUAACUGGGGCAUUAUUUUGUGGAAAAGAACAAAUGUACUUCUCUUAGCUUGGCUUGUUUGUCAUUCUGGAAGUUAUUUUUAGCAGGUUACAGUGUUGAGACAUGAGGCAUAGUAGUGAUAUGAAUUUUUCACACUGUGAAAGAUGUUGGUGAGUCUGAUGGUAACUUAUUAAGGAGUCAUUCUAUCAGAAAUGUUUCCCCCAAGCUUUCAGUAUAGUAGGUGUUCCUUAUGGUAAGAUGCUCCAAUAAACAUACCACUGACAAGACCAUGUUAGGGUUGAAAAUCUAAGUCGUUUUUUAGAUAGACAAAGGAGAAGAAAAUCCAAGUAUUGCCAUAACCUUGGUAGUGUUGGCUUGCAAAACCUGUACCUUUGGCCGUUACUCAACAACCGUUCAUAAUUUUCAGAUGAAACUUGGUACACAUGUUGACAGUUACGAUACUCAUGUAUGGCAAGGCCCAUAGCGUUAAUCAAUAUUGAAUGAUGUCCCUUUUUUACUGAAAAAGACAAGACUUAGUGUUUGUGCAUGGUUCAAAAUCUCAUUUCUUUUUAGAAUACUGGCAAGGAUCUGCCAGAUUGGAACUUUGAUCAUUAGAGAUUUCCCAUAGUCUUCAUGUCAUCCAAUGAUGCUAGUCCCGUGUACAGAUCAUACAUGAUAUAUUUACUAUGAUUUCGUGCUUUCAAUGUAUGGCUUUCUGUAUUCUGAUUAUUAAAGAGGAUAGGAGGCUUGAUAUGAGUAUGAAUCUUAAUUGUAUCUGAAUUUAACAUGAAUAUCCUGGGGUAUUAAAAAUAAGAUCAUUUGAACAAAGCUUUGUAAAGUUUAACGAAUAAUUUUGUCCAGUAGGUAUAAGAGGAUGCAUACAGUAUUAACGGUCUCACUAACUGUUAAGUGAAUGAUGAAAUUUGGUAUGAAUUUUUUUUUUGUAAAGAUUAUAUUCAAAUAUAUGCUCUUCAUUGAAUACUUCAGUAGAUCUUUCAUACUUCCGCAUAUAAGUUUCAACAUGUUAUUUAUUUGAAAGAAAUAUGGAAAUUUGAAUUGAAUAGAUUUAGAGAUUACUUGUUGAUUUGUUAUGAUUGAAGAGAUCUUUUUAUUUUCUUAGCCAUGUUUCUUUGUUGCUUUAAUCUUUGUUGUUUGCAAAAUGUUAUUAUAUACAGCAUAUGGAAUCAUGUGUUAUAAUUAAAAAAGGUAUUAUACAAUAG
This is a messenger RNA of Mya arenaria, 5625 nucleotides long. Its product is annotated as protein fem-1 homolog C-like. The coding region runs from base 67 to 1935 and encodes 622 amino acids. Lineage: Eukaryota; Metazoa; Mollusca; Bivalvia; Myida; Myidae. The record is from RefSeq and is a predicted model, not a curated record. Gene Ontology annotation, molecular function: protein binding. The transcript is spliced from 2 exons.